This is a messenger RNA of Triticum urartu, 562 nucleotides long. Its product is annotated as histone H3.3-like. Lineage: Eukaryota; Viridiplantae; Streptophyta; Magnoliopsida; Poales; Poaceae. The record is from RefSeq and is a predicted model, not a curated record. Gene Ontology annotation, cellular component: nucleosome. Gene Ontology annotation, molecular function: protein heterodimerization activity; structural constituent of chromatin; DNA binding.
UUCAACCGCCCAACAAAUCCCGCAGCGCAAGUCGAGGAGGAACCGCAGAAGAAGAAGAUGGCGCGUACCAAGCAGACCGCCCGCAAGUCCACCGGCGGCAAGGCCCCCCGCAAGCAGCUCGCCACCACCAUCGCGGCGAGGAAGUCGGCCCCGACCACCGGCGGCGUCAAGAAGCCCCACCGCUACAGGCCCGGCACGGUGGCGCUGAGGGAGAUCCGCAAGUACCAGAAAAGCACGGAUCUGCUCAUCCGCAAGCUGCCCUUCCAGCGCCUCGUGCGGGAGAUCGCCCAGGACUUCAAGACCGAUCUGCGGUUCCAGAGCCACGCCGUGCUGGCGCUCCAGGAGGCCGCUGAGGCGUCCCUCGUCGGGCUGUUCGAGGACACCAACCUGUGCGCCAUCCACGCCAAGCGCGUCACCAUCAUGCCCAAGGACAUUCAGCUCGCCCGCCGCAUCCGUGGUGAACGCGCCUAGAAUCCUUGAUGUGAGAUCCUAUAUUAUCGUGCCGUUCGUUGUAAGCAAGCUAGUUGAUUCGCUUCUGGUUUCUAGACGUGUUAUAUACCAU